UGUUGAUGGAAUAUAUGAAAUAUUGAUGAUCCUCCUUAUUUUAUUUACUAACUCAUUGGCUGGCAUUUACGCGGAUGGACGUCCAUUUUUUUUUUUUAUUGGGAAAAACCAAAGCUGAUAAAGAAUGCGAGUAAUAUUCAUGGAAUGGAAAGAAUGACAUCUGCUACUCUUCCCGAAAGCUGAAAGACUUGAAGGGGAGGUGAGUAGGACUUUGGUUUGGCAAGGUAUUUUCUUAAAUGUGGACCAUGCAGAACCAACCCAACCCAUUUUUAAAUCACACAAAAAACACAGAGCCUACAGAAGACAAGAAGGAACACUGAAAUGAAGACUUUUCCAGUUUUUAUCCUGUUUUUCCUGAUUUUGCCAACUGAAAUUUCUUCAUCAAACCCAUCCUCGGGAUGCAGUCCAGAUGUUACAGCUCUCAAACGCAGCAUACGGAAACUGGAAAACAAACUCCUCAUAGGCGCUUGGCAGGUGGAACACUUUCAGAGGCAUAAAUUCUUCCGUCCGAUUGCACCGAGUCCGAGUCUGACAAGCCCCAACAAUGGCAGCGGGAUGUUGGAAAGCUCCAACUCGACCCUUGUGAAGCCUCUUCCACCAGCAGGAAACCUGAUUGUCCAUGACAGAGAUUGUUCUGAGCUGUUUGACAGAAUAAGACCACCCAGCGGGUUUUAUCGCAUCAGGCCCAGAAUCUACCAGGAGCCCGUUUUGGUCUACUGCGACAUGGACGAUGGAGGAGGUUGGACGGUGUUCCAGAAACGGCGACAUGGAAAAGUUGACUUUAACAGAGACUGGGUGGAUUAUCGGGACGGUUUUGGUGACUUUAAACUGUGGAAUGACGAGUUCUGGUUGGGAAAUGAACACAUCUAUGCUCUGCUUUCGGAAGGUAAGAAUUUGGUGAAGAUUGACCUAAUGGACUGGGAGGGACAGCGAAAUCACGCAUAUUACGAGAACUUCCGCAUCACAAAUGAAGCUGAUCGCUACCGCCUCAAGUACAGGCUUUACAGUGGAAAAGCUGGGGAUGCUUUGGCAGGUGGAAGCGGCAUGGUGGAGCGGUGGUCCGCGGGCCUCAAUGGCAUGCAGUUCAGCACUAAGGAUCAGGACAAUGACCGUUACCUUCAAGGUAGCUGUGCCCAGGAGAACAAUGCAGGUUGGUGGUACAACAGAUGCCACAUGGCCAAUCUGAACGGAAAGUUCUACCGCAAAGGGGAAUACAAAGGACAAAAUGACAAUGGUGUGGUGUGGGGCACAUGGAGGGGCCUUUGGUACUCCCUAAGGCACACUACCAUGAAAGUGCGCCCCCUGCUUUUCUUGGAUGCCAUGGGCAGCGGUGGCGGGGAAGGUUAACUAAACUAGUCACUUCAUUCUGCAAAGUACCGUAUACAGUGAUCCCUCGCAGAUCAGACCAGUGCGGAUUUUUUUUUUCUAAUUAAAAAAACAAAAAAAAUACAGAUGAGCUGUCCCAAUUCGAUCAUGUAGUCUCACUCUUGCGGCUUUUCUUGGUCAGGCAGUGCACUGGAGUUGCUUAUAAAAGUUACCGAUGAUUGACAGACGUCAAGGUUCGAUCUUGCCAAAGAAGCCGAAACGUUCUAAGCGAAAUAAUCGUUUAGCUUGUUAAACAGUUGCUGUGGCAACUAGAGGCGUGCUAAAUUUCCGAUUCUUAGAAUAUUCGUGAUUCGCCUGAGGAAGAUUCGAGAACGAUUCACAAGCAUCCAAAUUUAUGAAAGCGGAAAUAAAACACAGUCAGCGCGGUCCUCGGGACGGAAUGAGGAACGGACCGAGAGUAAAUAUCAUGUUAAAUUCAUGCCGCCAGAUAAAAAAAAAAAAGAAAAAAUUAGGGCUGUCAAAAUUAUCGCGUUAACGGGCGAUAAUUAAUUUUUUAAAUUAAUCACGUUAAAAUAUUUGACGCAAUUAACGCACAUGCCCCGCUCAGAUUAAAAUGACUGCAGUGUAAUGUCCGCUUGUUACUUGUUUUUUGUUGUUUGGCGCCCUCUGCUGGCGCUUGGGUCCAAAUGAUUUUAUGGGUUUGGGGAGUGAGCAUGGCGUAAUGACAUCAACAAUGGCGAGCUACUAGUUUAUUUUUUGAUUGAAAAUUUUACUAAAUCUUAAUAAAACGAAAACAUUAAGAGGGGUUUUAAUAUAAAAUUUCUAUAACUUGUACUAACAUUUAUCUUUUAAGAACUACAGGUUUUUCUAUCCAUGAAUCGCUUUAAGAGAAUGUUAAUAAUGUUAAUGCCAUCUUGUUGAUUUGAUGUUAUGAUAAACAAAUACAGUACUUAUGUACCGUAUGUUGAAUGUAUAUAUCCGUCUUGUGUCUUAUCUUUUCAUUCCAACAAUAAUUUACAGAAAAUAAUGGCAUAUUUUAUAGAUGGUUUGAAUUGCGAUUAAUUGCGAUUAAUUAAUUUUUAAGCUGUACUUAACUCGAUUAAAAAUUUUAAUCGUUUGACAGCCCUAGAAAAAACACCUGACUGCGGCUGAUAGCCGCUACAAACCGCGCCCAGUUGCUACAAACAUACGGAAACAUACGGCUAUGGUAGAUAUCACAUAUAUGUAGAACUAGAUGCGAAAUGAUAGGCUUGCCGGCGCUAGUAAACAGCCGCCAUCUUAAAGCAGUGGACUUCUCUAGAAGGCUCUGUUGUAGCGAACCUAAUUACUUUUGAUCCAAAAUACCCUAAAUUGGCAAAAUCUUGACUUGAAUCUAUCUUUAAAUGAUGAAAUAUUUUUAAAACUUUGACAUGUCAAAAGCAGACAGAAGGGAAAUUAUGGAAUAACGGGAGCAAUUUUAACAACUUUAACGGUUGAUUCACAAUAUUAAAUGAAUUGAAUUUAGUUUAAAGCUGCUGAUACAGAAUGGGGACUUGAGCAUUUUAUUUACUUUUUUUUAACUGUUAAGUUGAUACUGAAAUAGUAGUUUGGUUUAGCCUGAGAUGAUUUUUGAACAAUUUUGUAACCAAUGUACAAAACAUUAAAAAUAGGGGGUCUGGGGGGUGAAUUAAUAAUCGAUUUAUAAUCGAAUCGGAGCCUCUGAAUCGUAAUCGAAUCGUUAGGUGCCCAAAGAUUCCCACCUCUAGUGGCAACUCAUUGUGUGUAUGUGAGCAGCUUAAGCGGGUUUGGGUGGACUCACUCAAUGAAGCAUUUAAUAAGAACAACUAUUUUUCUACUUUAUUUUUGUUUAAAAAAUAAUUAGAUGGGACAGUACCAUGUUUAAAUGUUAUCAUAAUUAUUACAUUUGAAGUGCUUAAAAACCAUUUAUCAAAAUCAAUUUAUACAUAAAAGUUUUUUUUUGUUGAAAUUAUACUUUGGGGAAAAAAGUGAAAAAACAUGUCUUAUAAUGUAUGUAUCCUUUCCAAUACUAAAUUUGAAAAAUACAUUGAACACACACACACACAAAAAAAGUUUUUUUGGGGUGGGGGCCUUCUUUGUGGUUUUUCACUUAUUUUGGCGGGUUCUGGUCCCCAUUACAGGGAAAAACGAGGGAUCACUGUAUUCAGCACUAUAAGACGCACCUAAAAACCUUCAAUCGAUAGUGCACCUUAUAAUCCGAUGCGCAUUAUAUAUGGAUCAAUAUUGUUUAAUCAUGGCAUGACAUUCAUUUUAGCACAGCUCUGUCUAGUAACACACCAUAACCCCAACCACUUCUACUACUACUACUACUACUACUACUACUAGCAAUGCACCUUAUAAUGCAGUGUGCCCUAUAUACGAAAACGGUUUUAAAAUAGGUCAUUCAUUGAAGGUGCGCCUUAUACUCUGAUGCGGUACGGUACGAUACGGUAUAUUGUAUUUCAUUAACUCUGAUGACGGGCUGUUUCAUUACUCUUUGAUAGUAAAAUAUCAGAAGAUGAUUGAAAGAU
Molecule: messenger RNA, 3854 nt
Organism: Corythoichthys intestinalis (scribbled pipefish)
Lineage: Eukaryota; Metazoa; Chordata; Actinopteri; Syngnathiformes; Syngnathidae
Gene: fgl1b
Product: fibrinogen like 1B
Exons: 9
Coding region: 322-1347 (341 amino acids)
Biological process (GO): blood coagulation
Source: RefSeq, a predicted model, not a curated record